Eucalyptus grandis is the source of this 1056-nucleotide messenger RNA. RefSeq names its product 60S ribosomal protein L18a-like protein. The record is from RefSeq and is a predicted model, not a curated record. Lineage: Eukaryota; Viridiplantae; Streptophyta; Magnoliopsida; Myrtales; Myrtaceae. The transcript has 4 exons. The coding region runs from base 213 to 686 and encodes 157 amino acids.
ACACGGAGAGACGAAAGGGUUGACUUGGAGUCGCCCGGUUCUUCUUAUCCCCCCGUACACGUGCUCCCCGAACACCCCUCUCUCUCGAUUUCUCUCUCUCUGUGGAUCGCUCGAUCGAGUUUUUAGAUCCGAAUCACCGUGCUCCACCCCAUCGAGAUCGCUCAUUGUGUCGCUGCAAGCUCCCGCGAUCGUUACGUACCGAGUAUCACAGGAUGAGCAAGGACGAGGGGCAGAGCAGGGGCGUCUCCGCCGCCGCCGAUCACCAGCCUCAGUACGGCACGUUCCAGGGCGUCGCCAACUACCCCCCUCCUCCUCAGCCCCCGCCGCCGCACCAGGCGGCGUUCGGGUUCCCCCAGCCGGCCCCUCCUCCCGGCGCCACCCACGAUCCCUCCGCUCCUCCUCCGUACCAGGGCUACCAGGCCGUUCCAGGUUAUCCAGUUGCGGAAGGAAGGCCUGUGAGAGAACGGCGUCUGCCUUGUUGUGGCCUCGGUUUGGGCUGGUGCUUGUUCAUCAUCGGUUUCUUUCUGGGCGGCAUCCCCUGGUACGUCGGGUUGUGUUAUAUGGUCUUCUGCAGACAUAGAAUGGACUACCGAGAGAAGCCCGGCUACAUUACUUGUACAAUCGCCGCUGUUCUUGAAACAAUCGCUCUAAUUUUCGGGGUGACAAAAGGAGUUAGUGAUCGAUAACUGCAUUUGAGGCUGAGCCAGCCGCUGAAUGGAUGAACUCAUGUGCCCUAGUUCGAGUAUCUCUCCCUCUCUCUCUGAUUUCUGCGACUAGGAUUGGUGCUCUUGGUGAAUAGCACAUUCAUUGUAUCCUGUUGAAUGGCGAUAUCUACACCGGCUGAAGAGUGAAUAUGUUUUUCUUUAUAGCAUGAGGGAUUGAAUUUGCUCAUCAUCUACAUUGGUGUUUAUUUGAGGUAUUACUCGAUAUCUUUAUGAGGAGUUGCAUACUCUCCUCACCUGUAAUAAUGGAGGGAACCAAAAUCUAUCUCAUCUGAGAUUGUAUUCUCAAAUGCGACGGCAAUUUGUUGGAAACCAUUGACAGAUGUUUAACCAA